CGCGGCCAUGCCGCUGCCACCGAGCGUCGCGGCGGAAUGACGACCUUCCCCCUCCCACGAAGCCCGCCCUCCGCCGGCCACUGAUUGGCGGAUGGCCCCACAGCGUGUGUGCGGGUGGGGGGCUCUGCGGGCAGCCGAUUGGACCAGCGGCAUGUCAGUCGGAGGUUGACGUGCGGCCGUGGCGGAGGUGAUGGCAACGGUCGGCGAGAAGCUGGCGUUUCUGCAGAGACUUCCAGUGCUAAUGAAAGCAACGUCGGAUGAUGAAAUACCAUGUCCUGGGUAUCUGUUUGAGGAGAUUGUCAAGGUUUCUCAUGAGUCUUUGGGAACUUGCCAGUGUCUACUCGAGUACCUGCUGGAGCGACUGCAGAGCAAUUCCUGUAAUGUCAAACUAAAGGUUCUCAAAAUAUUGCAGUAUGUCUGUGGCCAUGGUUCCCCUCAGUUUACACUGGAGCUUCGGAGGAACGCCACUCUUAUUCAGGAGGUAACAGUUUUCAGUGGGCCUCCGGAUCUGCUUCAUGGAAAUGCUUUAUACCAAAGAGUACGAACAACUGCAGAGGAUUUAGCAAACUUGUUAUUCUCUGAUGCUUUGCCGUAUCAAUCUUCUUGCACUUCAUCUCCUUCCCGAAUGGGUCCACAGACAGGAAUGGGAUCAAGCCCUUCAUCCGGGUCCCUAAUGCAAGGCUUUGGGUGCACAGCAGUGAAAAUGCCUUCAGGUUCUGCCAGUGAUGCUAUUCUUAAUAAGAUACAGAAAGCAGCAGAAGCAGUAGCGAAUGUUGUACUUCCUCAAGAAACCCCCCAAAACCACGGAAACCGUUGUAAUGGUGAGGGCUACCAGCCAGUAUUGUCAACCUCCUCUGAAGCAAAAGAAGUGAAACCUAAAAAUCCUAUUGGUGCACAGAGUGCAAAAUUAGCUCGUCGUCAACCUGGUCAACCAGGCGGAGGCUGGGAAGAAAGUGACAGUGGGCACAGUUCCCAGAAUUCGUCACAGACUAAUUAUGUUUCAGACGGCAGCAAUGGUAAAGCAGCUACAGACAGCCAGUCAGGAGGCAGUAGAGAGAGUGGAGACUUGAUGGAAAGAGUUGAAUCAGUAAACCUGAAUGACUGCAUGCAGGAAAUAACUUUGGUGAACAACCUGACCCAAGGAUCUAAUGUAUUCCUGACCAGAGAUGAAAUGCAGCAUUUUAUUAAAGAGUGUGGAUUACUCAACUGUGAAGUGGUUGUGGAGCUUCUCAGUGAGAAACUGAAGGACCCCUCUGAUGUCGUCAACAUGCGAUCGAUGAACAUUCUUACCACCCUGAUGUGCUCUGACCUGUUAUCAACUGACCAAAUAUUUGCAAUUACCCACAAAUGCUUGCAGCAAUUGAGUGAAGGUGAACCAGGACCUGUGACCAAUCGAGCCACAAAGAUACUGAGGCAGUUUCAGGCUUUGAAUGGGAAUAAAUCAAUAACACGGGUUUCAUCAUCGGAAAUCUCUCAGGCUGUUUCCAAUGACACCUUGUCAUGUAAUGCUGCAACUCCUUUAAUGGAACGCACUUCAGGGAUGAAAGAGAAGAUGAUGGUUCCGCCAUUCCAAUCUCAAAAGACUUUCCAUUCAGAGAAAAAACAGGUAUCAUCAUUGUGCUUACCUUCAUCUUCACAAGAAACAGAGUCACAGGAAAACCAAGACUCAUUAUUUCCAUCAUCAGAAUGCAAAGCUCAAAAUACAAACAAUGUGACUGAUACUACAUGCUUUGUAGUGGAUGCUGAUAAUAGUGACCCAUGCUUAGCAACACCACCUGUAAACCAAAGCAUGCUGGCACCGACAUGCGAGCACAAUUUCCAUUGUGAGCAGCAGACCAGACUAACUGUGAGCCAGAGCACACAUUCUGAGGACACAACAGGCAGUAGAAUCUCUCUGUUUACUGACAUGGUUCUUGUGGCGCAUGAAGCACCUCGUCAGUGUCUGAAGGCUUGUCUUAACCAAGGAUCUUCAAGUGAAACGCAGAGCUUAGCAGAACAGAACAAAAUGUGCAAUAAAACAGAGGUGAAGCUUCUGCACAGUAAUCUUGGACAGACUGACUCUGAAUCUAACCAACCAUCUGCAUUCUCAUUUCUUAAUACAUCUUCAUGCAGUGUCUGACUUUGUGUCAACUUGACCACAAACCAAGGUGAAAUGAGUAUUACACUUUCACGCAAGAUACUUCUAUUCCUGCCCAGACACACAGAAAUUUGCCUUACCUGCUUAUCAAAGCCCUGGUUUCCAAAUCUGGUAUUUGUACACUGGGAUGAUGUCAGAGACAUAGAACACUAUCAAGCAGCCAACUUGAGAACAUUUGUUUCUCGAGUUGAGGCAGAUUUGAAGCCAAAUGAUUAAUUUUGUGCCUUCAAAACACCACACCAGAAAUUUUAAAUGUCGCUCUAUUGAAGGUGGCUGUUUAACAAUAAAUUUGUUUGUGAAAACCAUAUUUAAUUGCACGUCUUACAUUCUUUUGCAGCAUACUUCAGGGACUGUUUUUAUAUCAGUGAAAUUGGAAAAUAUUUAUAUUAUUUAUGUAGUUUCAUAUCAUGUAACAACAAAAGCAUGCUCUAAAAGAACGUCUGAUGAACAAAAGAUAUAAAAAAAGCACAAGUGCAGAUUUCCUUUAUCCAGUUGGGCUGCCAACUGUUAUGAUCAAAUGCAAAAUGAGGUGAUUUACAAUUUUGAAGAUGGUGGCUUCUGACAGGUGUCUGCCUGUUCAGUUUGAGAAAGAAUGGGUUCACUGUAUUGGAAGUGCAGCUGAUUAAUAAAAGUGUGUUUUGAUGAUGUAUUGCAAGUUGUGGUAACUUACUUCCUGCUUCAUGGCAGCUGUAGAUUAGAGAUGUCACAGUUAAAAAUAAAACGAAAUGGUCUUGAAGGAUGACACCCUGAAAUAGAAUUUUUAGAAAAUGUGUAAUUCUCACCUAUUCCUAAACUUUUCUCUUUUUGGGUAAAUGGCUCCUUUUUGAUUGACAUGAAUACACCAGUGUUGGAAAAGCUGAUACAGUAUUGUUUCUUUGGUGAUAAAUAGCAACAGGUGUAGACAUCAUUUAACUCUGUGUCAUAUGUAUCAAAUUUGUAAAUCUUGAAUUGAUGUGCAAUGUAAUCCAAAGAUACAGUGGAGGUAGGAGAAUGAGGAAUAUGUUUAAAGAUAGAUUCUUAAACUAUACAAACAUUAAAAAAGCAUUCCUUCGAUGUAUCUGAUUGAUUUGUUUUGCUGUUCUUUCCCCAUUUCUCUCUGCUGCCAAUGUCCUAUGCUGAUCCCUACUAAUUCUGUACACACUUCUGCCAAAAGCAGCAAAACCUGUCAUUUUCCAGUUAGUAGAAAAGAAAUAUGUGGGAAAACAAGCCAUCCCAAUCUUCAUUGCAUCAUUGAGAUAAUAACAGCACUAUAUGGUGUUAAAACUUUUAUCAUUUAGAUGCUGUAUUAAAUAUCGUUCCCUGGAUGGUCAUUUUUUUUUCUUACUGGAGUGGGGUACAUUAGGCAGGGGAAUCAAAAAUUAGUAAGGCUCAAAACUAAAGCAACUGCCUUUAUGGCCAAGAUCUCUGGAUUUUGCCAGCACUUCCAAUUGAAGCAAGCAGUGUUUCAGCCAUUUGAAUGACUGUAAAUCUUAGAAUUCUCACUUAUGCUUUUAAGUACUUUGUUCUUGGUCUUGGGAGUCCAGCAGUAUAGCCCAGUCUUCAGGAGGUUGCUCAGUGUUAGUUUGAAGAAAGCACUUCUCCGAGACUAUGCCAAUCAUGCUCUUGAGUGAUGGUACUGAUUCAGUCAUAUAUAGUGUGAACUAAGAACUCCUAGGACAUAUAUCAAAGCUAUGAAAUUUAUCAUUUAUUGCUAAUGGAACUGUUAC
Pristis pectinata (smalltooth sawfish) is the source of this 3843-nucleotide messenger RNA. RefSeq names its product TEPSIN adaptor related protein complex 4 accessory protein (gene tepsin). The record is from RefSeq and is a predicted model, not a curated record. The coding region runs from base 191 to 2119 and encodes 642 amino acids. The transcript has 13 exons. NCBI's taxonomy places the organism in Eukaryota, Metazoa, Chordata, Chondrichthyes, Rhinopristiformes, Pristidae. Gene Ontology annotation, cellular component: trans-Golgi network membrane.